AUGGAAUGGGAGCGUCUGGGCAGCAUGACAGCUGCGAUUGGCAAUGAACGAUCUAUUCUGUUUCCAGGACAUAACACGGACAUCCCGCUCUGCUUGGAGCUGGAGUUUAGAGUAAGUGCACUACGAGGUGGCUAAAAUGACCAUACUUAGGACAAACCAGCUGCCAAAGUACUCCGUCCCGCAGGGCAGAAUGAAGCCCACCGAUUCAGACGUAAAGACAAGUUCCAGGAAGUAAUUGAGGGGAGAGAUAGCCGAAUGUCAGAGUAGGACUCAUAUUCUUCUUGGGUCUCGAAUUCGCACUAGAGCCCAUCAUCCAAGAUAGCAAGAGAAAGGGGUGUUGUAGGCGUAGAUAGAAUAGGGCAAUUGUAAGAUUCGGUUGUUACUCAACCACAUCUCCAGAAAUUGACAGUCGAAACCAACGAGGUAAUGCUGCUUAGUAAGGAAAAUAAGUCGCAGAAUUGUCUUAGACAGGCCCAACUCCUCCAAAUCCUAAGACACUGUCUCAAAACGUACCGCAAACUCACCGGGUUAAUUGACGAGCAGGUGAAGGUCACGCAACGAAUUCGUCGAUUUUUGGAAUUGUGGCCAGUGCGUUUCUGAGACGAUUUGAUUUGGCAGUUUUGCAAAACUGCCGAUCGAAGUACUGAACCCCCUUUUCGGACUAAACCUUCGUCGUAAUCGAGCAGGGCUAGGUGCUGACAUUCAGAAAAAAAACAUCAUAAAACCGUCCUCCCUCAGUUGUCCAAAAGGUAAAAAACCGUGGGCCUUUAUUUGCCUGUUCGUCUGACCAAAGUUUUCGGUAGAGCGCCAUAUACGACGCAAAUGCUGGACUUCAACAGCAUCCACCUAGACGGCAGCAAACGCGGUUACGUAAGGGUGUCAUAUCGGUGUUUUGGGACACUCUCCAAUGCGGGGUCAGCGCAAUUAAUUGUUUACGAAAAGGAUGUUAGCAAGGACAGAAAGAAAGAACAGAGUUUGUAGAUGCUGCCAUAGGUCAUGGAGAUCUGAAAUGCUGUUAGUUGCCUUCUCCUACCACUUGGAGCUGGAGGACCGCAGGCCAUCAUCAGGCAUCAAAUAAUGAAGCCAGAAGACCCGCAACUUCAACCGUAAGCACAUACGAAUGGAGGCGAAUGUUCGAAUGUUAGGCGAAUUUCUGUUUGGGUAUGGAAGUUUAUGUACGAACCAGCGACCAUACCACGUGUAAAGCACCGGGUUUCGUUCGAUCACUGAAGUUAGUCUACGAUGGGCCUGCUUAGUUUUUGCAUAUAUGAGUACGUACAGUAGAUGGGCUAACUCAUGAAAUGGCAACCGAAAUUCCGAAAUGCCUCUUCGUUUCGAAGGGAUUAAUUAAGUAGGGUUGUAAAAAUUAAUCAUCAUGCAGCAUAAUUCCAUAAUAAUUCAGUUAUCUCGGGAUGCCAGCUUUCGAACGAACUUCUUCCCGACUACAUGCAAAAACCAUACUCUGUAAAAAAUGACUACUUACGCAGCAUGAAUUUGUCUCAUAGGUUUUUGAUGUCCUUAAAAAUUCAAUUACAUUUCGUGGAAAACAUGCAUAAAAUAGUCAUUCCUUAGCUCAUUUGAUGGAGAAUUACAUCUUCUCCCAAGUUUACACUCGAAGGAAGGAUAUAAUUCGGUUUUCAAAAAGUUUCUUAUAGGGAAAUGUUUUAAUACCGUGAAAAUUUCGUUCAUAAAACGCCAUAUCUCUGUAUUUACCGAUGAGGCUUAUUAAGUAAAUAAUAUAGCUCAAACCCACCGCUAGAUUUCAUGCACCCCGGUAUUGUUGCCUCCUAAUACCGUAGAGAAAUGUAUGAUUUUUGUGUACGCAGAAAAUUUACGGCUUAUAGUUUGGGAAUCCUGGACGCAAGUGUAACGGCAGAACGGGUCCAAAAUUAGUCUGGAAUUGGAAAAGUUUUUGAAGACCGAAUUAUACCCUUCCUUCGAGUAUAAAAUUGGAAGAAGUCGUAGUUUUCCAUCGAAAGAGCAAAAGGAUGAAUACUUUUAUGCAUGUUUUCCAUGAAAUAUAAUUGAAUUUUUAAGGGCAUCGAAAAUCAAGGAGAAAAAUGCAUGCUACGUAAUUAGUCAUUUUUACGAAGUGUGGUUUUCGCAUGCAGUCGGGAAGAAGUUCAUCCGAAAGCUGGCACCCCCAGGUAACUGAAUUAUUAUAGAAUUAUGCUGUAUGAUGAUUAAUUUUUAUAACCCUACUUAAGUAAUCAUUUCAAAACGAAAACGCGUUUCGGAAUUUCGGUUGACAUUUCAUGAGUUAGCCCACCUACUGAACGUCGGUGACCUACGAAUCCACAGCAUGGAGACUGGCGAACCAGUGCCUGGAGUACCAACGUACACCAGACGCAUCCGCAUCAACAGCCCAUACUGACCUCGCACACUCGGCCGCCGCAUGAGCCUACUAGGCUCAAUCCGCAUUCAUGAAAACCUGCGGAAACCAGUUGUAUGUGAUUGUGUGGAGUAGCGGACUGAUGAUCUGAGAGUCGGACUGCAGCGGCUCCUUCUUGGCGUGACCCCUGACACUCUCAUGCAUGUGAGAAAUGUGUGUUUACACGGGUAGUGCCUCUCAGUCGAUGACCAACUAAUUACCCGGCCUUUAAAGGAUGAUGACGUAGGCCAAAUUCAGAGCUGUGUCUCAUCCCUGUAGGCCUUAAGGGCUGUGGGCGUAUGCUAUGCCACGCUUUAGCAAAUUAUGACACUCCCAGUCUGAUGUGCACCGGCAGUUCUCUGACACCUGAUUUGCUGCGGGUGGAUUCAUUUACGCUCCCGCUGGGUAUACAGGUAGUGUGCAUGGUUGCCCAGUGACUAGUCUCAUCCUCCCUUCUGAUCAAUUUUUGUUGAGGGUCAAAUUCCUGGUGAAGUGUUUGUUGUGGACCUGGGGAUAUGGUGGUAGGCCAAGGUGCGAGCCCGGCCGCGCCAGACACCUGUGCCACCUUUCACCUCCUGUCCUCUUGACUGUGUCUUGACACGGAGUCCAGGUGCAAGGAGAUGGGAGUGCGAUAGAUGCUGUGCAAGUCCAUUUUCACUAUGAACUAAUUCACGUACGAGUCAUCGUGUCCGUGCUCAAGUUUCUGUGGAGUACACGGCGGACAUUGUCGUAAACGAUGGUCGAACUGUCACAUGACGCGAUACAUUGGGUUAAGAUUGGAUGUUUCAACACUAGACCAAGACAGACAGUAUGGCGAGCUCAUCGAAAGAACCGAACUCUGCUUUGGAAGGGCGUUUCUGGCUGGUCCAGAGAAUUUCGAGCAAUUCCUUCGCCCUUAUGAGUGCAAAUCUUCAUUUCAGAAGAAGAAGAUGUGACCGGUAGAAUGAGAACUUUAAUGACCUGACGUUUCGGAUCCUCACCCAAACCCGCCACCAGAGACAGUCGCAGAAAAGGGGUAGUGGAGGCACAAGCAGCGCAGAAUUUAUAGAACGCAGCUGUUCGGCAACCACAUGCACAAAAUUACUGACAACAUUCGCGUUCACCGCUGGGGGUCGAAUUUGAUGUGCUGAUUGCAUGUCGAUCCGUACCCGCGUCGUUAAUUGGCGCCGAUUACUAGACGAUUUGGCCAACUGUCACCGGAACUGAUGGUCAUCCUCACCCUCCCAGCGUGGGGCUUCUACGCCAGAUCCGAUAAACGACUCAAGGCACUUCGACGAUGGUCGAACUGCCAUGUAUGUAGGUAUCACUAAGGAAGAAGAGUGAUCGAGCACUGUAACCAUUUGUUUAUUAUUCCGGGCUUACGAACUCGUGCAGGGGUCCAUCGCCAGAGGUGAUAGCGGCAACAUAGUUAGCGACAAUAAUAGAGGAAAUGUUCCAAUUGAUGAUCAGUGACGCAGGUAGUUGCGGAGGCCUCUGCGCGUAUGCGCUCGAUCGAUACAUCCGAGCCCCAGGCUCCAAUCAAAAACCGAUUUGUCUUCCUUCCGGCGUGGGUGAUUAUUUAAGAGGUUUAGUGGCCUGUUUCAAAGGUACGGCCAGUCACUUGUAGUAGUUUGUCAGCCCAUUACAGAACCGGCUUCUGUUUGUGUACGAACGAUUCCAAUUGACGCCCAGCCCAACUCACAGUAACAUUUCAGCCGAAAUACGGUACGCUAUGUCAGACUGGUCGCUAAGAUUUAAUCAGUUUUUGAUUUUAAUAAUUUUGCUGUUCAUGGCAGCCCUGGGGCAGUGGAAAAUUCCGACACCAAGUCCCGCAAAAAUGUGUUUGGUCACUUUGAUGUGUUAGUUACAUAAGGCAGAGCAUGCUAUAUGAUCGAUGGUGUUUCCUGUGGGGUACUUAGGGGGCAAAAACGCAGACUCCGGCUUAUAAACUCCAUUUGUGACCAUUCUUUAUACAUUGGCCGCGGGUGUAUCGGGCCUCUCUCACCGAAUUGCUGCGGUGAGUCCGGACCUUUUUUUGAAACUGGAACUGUUUCCUGCAUCUAGCGAAAUCGCGGGCAAAUCAAAUAUGUAAGAGAAGCCAGGAAUUUUUUCUAACGCUGGUGACGGAGCAUACAUCAACAGUGAGAAGGAAUAACAUUGAUCGUCAAGUCGCUGCCCCUUCGAGUGGACAGAAGUUCUCACAAUAGGUAACAGUCACGGGAAGUGCCAACUGUCUGAGGCAUGGUUCUCGACUUCGCGUUCAUCAGAGAGAGCAGUGGCCCCUUCCAUCCUUACUCAAUUUUCAGACUUGGCGUGGGUACAGUAAUUAGUAACGCGGGAAGUGUACGAACGAACGUCGCUUUUCAGUGACAUGAUCGAUGAUUCGAAUUCCUGAGUCAUUAUCAUGCCAGUAAGCGAAUUGGUAAUGAAACUGCGAGAAUUAACAACUCCGAUGCGCAUGACAGAUAAUCAUCACAGCAAGCCGGAUCAUCGGCGAUGAAUGUGACUGCUGCUCAGUUUGAUGCGUGCGCAUUUGCGCAGCCCCUGCACUCUAUGUCUUGUGCGUUCAUUACCUUUACGUUUUGCUGUCGCCCAUGGCCAAUUCGAGCGUGAAUCCAAGACGACAGACAAAUCGAAUUCUUGCUCUAGCGACGAAUUAUUCCCCUCCCUCAGGGCAGCAAGUAUAUCCUUGAUGUCCAUUUGAAUUCCCAAUGCAUCGCACGCCUCAGAUGUGCGUAGUUAACCAAGGGCCAUGUUUCGACCGAUUUUUAUCUAAAGGUGAGAUACGAAAUCCUGAAUUCCUUGUCUGGGUAGUUGUAUGCCAUUCUUUUUUUGCCAUUAGGACGGGGUCAUAUUUCAUACAAAAGUGAUAUAUGUAAGCAAAUUAAAGCUCGGACGGUAAGGCAGAGGCUUUUUUAGAAACUGGGAUAACUGGGUUAAGUGAUGCCGCUUUAUAUACACAAGCGAUAAGUCCAAGAACAAUCCCCUUUAUUCGCUCACUUAAUCUUUUUAAAAACAAUUGUGUCAAGACUUUGUGCUUGUUUACGCAACGGCAAGUCGAGGAUCAAAGGAGCCAUUAUUAAAAGUUGAAACAUAGGAUACUAGUCCUAAAAAUACUGGUGAGCAGAGAAUUAUAAUUCGAAAGUUUUCUUGAGAAUGACGGACACGUAACCGCCUUAUCAGAUUGCUGUUGGUUUCGUGUAAAUCAUGCAUCGUAUGUUUUUUCAGCCCACAACGGCAAUCUAGGUAGUCGUUAGACACAGCGCUUUGGUAGGGGACGCUCACCGAUCGUUCUUUACGGAACUCACUCGUUCCGUUGUGACUUACGGGCACUCCCCAUCGAACCCAACCAGCAGCCGCGCAGCGACGCAUGAUAUAGGUGAUGACUUUUAACUAACAGGUCGCGAGUUCGAGCCCCGGGUGUUCCACACUUCGGGAUUGGGUAUGACUGACUGACGACAACUAAUAAGCCAGAAAUGGCCAUUCCAGUCUCUCUUGUUUUUGUCGGUAAGAACAUAGUGCAUACAGCACUUUAUAGGCUUAUAGGAUGGCCGCAAACGCUUCGAACUGACUAUCAAGACAUAAAUUAUAACCUUUACCAGGAAGGGCUAGUGGAAGAACAGAUAUCCGAGUGAUAGUUCGACCGUCGUUGCCCACGAGGUCCACCGUGUGCUCUACAGCAAGGUGAAGUAGGCACGGCGACUUGCGCGUGAGCUAGUUUUAAGUGAGCGUAGAAUUACUCAAAAUCUGCAGCACUCUCUCCUCCCCCCCGCACCCCCCACAUAGACCCGGUGUCGAGACAAAGUCCAGAAGACCGGAGGCAGGUGGCUGGCACGGCCGGACCCACACCUUGGCGUACCACCACAUUCCCUGGUCCGCAAGAAACAAACAUUUGACCAGGAUUGUAACCAACAACAAAAUAAACAAGUCAGAAAGAGAAGGAUGGCUGGGCAACCGCGCACAAGACCUGUUUACCAGCAGGGAACUAGGUGUCAAAAAAUCGUCAAUGCACACCAAGCUGGGAGAGCCAUGGUUUGUUGAUCAUGACAUAGCAGACACGCAACAUGGUUAACGGACCCGAACUUGGGUUUGCGAUUGCAUACUGGCUGCAUAUACUCGGACGUACUUGCUUGGUUGACAUCCAAAUACAUGCAUUCAGUAGGCAACCGUCAACCUAAGUUUGUGUUCGAUAACCAUGUUGCUCUCCUCCGCCUCCUCCUCCUUCUCCUCCUCCUCCUCAUCCUCCUCCUCCUCCUCCUCCUCCCCCGUCUCUACCACGUCGUAG
Messenger RNA from Spirometra erinaceieuropaei, 6635 nucleotides. Lineage: Eukaryota; Metazoa; Platyhelminthes; Cestoda; Diphyllobothriidea; Diphyllobothriidae. The record is from the annotation of a GenBank genome assembly.